AUGUUCGGCUUGACGAGGCUACCCCCGAGCUCGCGGCAGCGCAGCACGCUCUGCGUGCCGGGGCGGGUGCUCGGCCCAGGGGGAAUCACUGCAUGGCUCCCCGCGGCCUUCGACGAGGCGCUGUCGCCGGUCGUCCUCUUCUCGGACGCGCUGGACCGCCCGUGCGACGUGCCCCUGAGGGUGUGGACGAUCGUCCUCGCGGCGCUGCACGGCUACGGCGCCAACGCCAUCUGCACGCCGUGCCUGUCCCUGCACCAGCUGCUGGCCCGCCUGUUCUGCUGCUGGUGGCAGUUCGAGGCGAGCCGCACCCUGAGCGUACGGACCCCACGAGGCGUCGUGCAGAUCCGGCACGUCCCGCGGCCGAAGCGCGUGGUGUAUUUUGAUAUCGCGCUGCUCACCAUAUAUGUCGUGUGGUGCUUACUUGGUUUCGCGUGGGUCAGGGGUGGCAGCGGACCAGAGGGCUCCUCCGACAAGACUCCAGGCGCCCCGUGCUCGAGCACGGCGCCCGAGCUCUUCUACAGCUCCGCGCUCACCGUGACGGGGCUCCUCGGCCUCGUCGUCUCCUGGCUCCUGUGCAACGUCGGCGCCCUCGCCGUGCGGCGCGGCCUGGUCCAGUCGGGUUUCAACGUCUUCCAGGCGUCGCCGGGCGACGCCCUGGAGAGGCAGACGGCCGUUCCGUACGACCCCGCAGUGUUCGAGGCGGAGGACGCGCCGCUGGAGUGCCACAUCUGCCUCGAGGAGUUCGGGGCCUCCAGGGAGAUCAGCCCCGCGACGCGGGCCGGCCGACUUCCACCACGAGUGCCUCGGGCGCUGGUUCGAGACGGCCCUCGCGUGCCCCGUGUGCCGCCGCGACCUCUCUGGGGUGCCCGUGCCCCGCGUCGACCAGCCCGCCACCGACGCGCUCGGGCGGCCGGCCGAG
Messenger RNA from Prorocentrum cordatum, 919 nucleotides. NCBI's taxonomy places the organism in Eukaryota, Dinophyceae, Prorocentrales, Prorocentraceae. The record is from the annotation of a GenBank genome assembly.